AUGCAACAUAUGAUGUCCAGGUUUAUGUUUGACCUGGCUGCUAUGCCUCUCUUCGGUGUUGAUCCUGGCCUCCUAUCAUCGGAAAUGCCACCCAUGGUUGUCGCGGUUGCCUUGGACAUAGUCAUGGAGGUGGUAUGCUUUCGGCACAUGAUGCCAUCUUAUUGCUGGAAACUGAUGAGGUGGUUAAACAUCGGUCCUGAGAAAAAGCUCAAUGUGGAGCACACACUGCUACGAAGGUUCAUCAAGGAGAUGAUGGAGAGGAGGAAUAUCAAGACGUGGCAAGUUAAUAAUGAUGAGGAAGAAGAAGGUGUGGAUAUUGUAUCUUUCUUCCUCGAUGACCCAUGCUACGCUAAUGAUGACUUGUUUUGUGCUAUCACCAUUGGCUACAUGCUCGUUGCGAGGGACACAGUUGGAAUAGCCUUGACAUGGAUCUUCUACAACCUCGCCCAGAACCCUAACAUCGUUUCAAUCAUCCGCAACGAACUCUCACCGGUUGCAUCACAUAAAGUAGUAGCUGGUGUUGGAACUAUGGUGAUAUUUGAGCCGGAUGAGACCAGAUCUUUAUCCUAUCUUAGGGCUGCCUUGUAUGAGACUCUUAGGUUGUACCCGCCGGCGCCUACUGAGCUCAAGAUGGUGGUCGCUGAUGAUACAAUGCCGAGUGGCCAUGAGGUGCAUGCCGGCGACGCCAUCUUUAUUUCUCUUCAUUCCAUGGGGAGAAUGGAGGGCAUAUGGGGUAAGGACUGCCUUGACUAUAACCCAGAUAGGUGGCUCUUGAAGGAUGGCGAUGGUCUAAGGUAUGUACCACCUCACAAGUUCCUGGCCUUUAACUCGGGGCCAAGGAUGUGCCUCGGUAAGGAAAUCGCGGUUAUGCAGAUGAUGAUUGUCGUGGCCUCAACGCUAUGGAACUUCGAUGUGCAUCUGGAGAAAGGGCAAAGCAUCGAGCCCAAGGCAUCUUGUAUACUAGAGAUGAAAAACGGGCUUAUGGUUAAGCUGAAGAAGCGAGAAGUGUAA
This is a messenger RNA of Triticum aestivum (bread wheat), 1011 nucleotides long. RefSeq names its product noroxomaritidine synthase 2-like. Bases 1 to 1011 code for a protein of 336 amino acids. Gene Ontology annotation, molecular function: oxidoreductase activity, acting on paired donors, with incorporation or reduction of molecular oxygen; iron ion binding; heme binding. The record is from RefSeq and is a predicted model, not a curated record. The transcript has a single exon. NCBI's taxonomy places the organism in Eukaryota, Viridiplantae, Streptophyta, Magnoliopsida, Poales, Poaceae.